This is a messenger RNA of Clupea harengus (Atlantic herring), 2247 nucleotides long. It is a transcript of the gene pmt, whose product is annotated as phosphoethanolamine methyltransferase. The record is from RefSeq and is a predicted model, not a curated record. Lineage: Eukaryota; Metazoa; Chordata; Actinopteri; Clupeiformes; Clupeidae.
UCCUCUUCUGGCGCUGCAAAAUUAGAUGGGGUCUGGAAACGACAGGCUAGGUUUCCCCUGCCGCAUGAGGCAAUAUUGCGCAAUCCUGGCUAGGCACAUUACAAUAGCGUUUGGACGCGUCAGCACAUCCGAGGCAAACGUUGGAAGCCUAAUUUAAAAUAUAUGAUCGCUAAAUUGGAAACGGGACUAACUGGCAAUAAUCUGAAGACUAUAGUCAGGAUUGCAGCAUGAUUUAAAUGGACACAUAUGUUCCAGGUGGUUUGUGCUACAUCUCCGCUCAUGUCUUUUGCAAUGAACGAUAUGGUUAGGUGAUGUGCUGUCCUGGCAGACCAAAUCAGAAAGGACCUCCCAGCCACACGCCUCACAGUAGCUUUAUCAGACAUUACGAUCAACACGCAAGCGCGUAUAUCGUUCUCAACAUGGAAAGAGGCGCUCACAGGGGCGUAGCUGAACGUCAGGACAUGACUGAAUUCUGGAAGGUACACUCCCGACAAGCCACGGUAGAAGAAAUGAUGCUGGACUCCAAUGCCCAGGAACUCACUGAGCAUGAGUUGCCUGAGAUCCUCUCCCUCCUGCCCAGCGUGGCAGGCAAAGAUGUCCUGGAGCUGGGAUCAGGGAUUGGGCGAUACACGUGUCACCUCAUUGGUAAAGCCCACCAUGUGACAGCUGUGGACUUCAUGGAGAAGUUUGUGGAAAAGAACAGGAGGGACCACAGUCACCUUGGUAAAGCUGACUUCCUCCAGGCCGACGUCACACAGCUUAAUUUUCCCCAAAACAGUUUUGACCUGAUCUUCUCUAACUGGCUGUUGAUGUACCUGAGUGAUGGGGAGCUGAGUACAAUGGUAGAGAAGAUGUUGGCCUGGCUGAAGCCUGGAGGACACUUAUUCUUCAGGGAGUCCUGCUUCCACCAGUCAGGGGACUGUAAAAGAGAUUUUGACCCCACACGCUACCGCACCCCAGCCCUCUACAACCAUCUGGUGACAUCAGCAACGUGGCAGGACAACAAAAAGGCCUUUGGGUUUGACAUUGUCCUGACCAAAUCAGUGCAGACCUACAUCAAGAUGAAGAAAAACAAGAACCAGGUGUGCUGGCUCCUGCAGAAGGCUCCGCGCGACGCCGCCGCCCAACAGGGGGACUUCAGCACCUUCCAGCAGUUCCUGGACAACCAGCAAUACACGCGCCGUGGCAUUCUGCGAUACGAGAAGAUGUUUGGCGCUGGUUACGUCAGCACCGGCGGUCUCAGCACCACGAAGGAGUUUGUUGACCUUUUGAAUCUCACCCCUGGGCAAAAAGUUGUUGAUGUUGGCUGUGGCAUAGGAGGAGGGGAUUUCUAUAUGGCAAAGAACUUUGGCGUGGAAGUCUUGGGAAUGGACCUGUCAGCAAACAUGGUGGAAAUUGCCUGCGAGAGAGCAGUCAGCGAGAAGCUGCCACUGGUGCACUUCGAAGUGGCUGAUGCUACAAAGAGGGUUUUCCCUGAGGGAACUUUCGAUGUGGUUUAUAGCCGGGACACCAUUUUGCACAUAAGUGACAAGCUGGAGCUCUUCAAACAUUUCUAUUCGUGGCUGAAGCCUGGAGGGAAGUUGCUGAUCAGUGACUACUGCUGUGGAGAGAAGCCCUGGAGUCCCCGGUUUGAGGAAUACGUCAAACAGAGAGGCUACAUUCUUUACACGCCAAAGAGAUAUGGCCAGUUCCUGGAGGAGGCAGGCUUUACCAACGUGCGUGCUGAAGACCGAACGGUGCAGUUCAUUCGGGUGAUCAAGAGAGAGCUGGGGAAAGGGGAGGACAUGAGGGAAGAGUUCAUCCAGGAAUUCUCUCAAGAUGACUUUGAUGCCAUUGUGAAUGGUUGGACAGAAAAACUGCAACGCUGUGAAUUAGGGGACCAGCGUUGGGGAUUGUUCUACGCCACCAAAAAAUGAGAGAAAGACAGAUAGACAGAGAGUGCGAGAGAGAGAGAGAGAGAGAGAGAGAGAGAGAGAGAGAGAGAGAGAGAUGAUAGUGAUAAAGGUGUGUGUGCAUAUGUGUGUGUGUGUGUGUGUUUGUGCGUGUGUAAGGGAGAGUGCUGGUUGACAUUGCAGGGAUUUUAAAUCAUUGUUUUGUUUGAAGCUGACUGCCAAUAAAAAUAGUUAUGAUGCAUUCUUGUGUUAUUGCAGUCUCUGAUUGUACCUCAAAAGGCCAUUUAGCAUUUUUCAAUCCGACCAAAUGACUGUAAUGCAAAUAUUUUAUUAAAAUGUCAACUUUUGCACUCAC